AUGAGGUUUCUAGUCGUCUCCAGGCUGCUCUGCAUCUUGCUCCUCUGCUUCUGCAUCUUCUUCGUGGAAGCCCAGGCCAAUUUCGCCCCGCACUUCUUUGACAACGGGGUGGGCAGCACCAACGGAAACAUGGCCCUGUUCAGCCUCCCAGAGGACACCCCUGUAGGUUCUCAUGUAUAUACUCUAAAUGGGACAGACCCCGAGGGAGACCCUGUCUCCUACCACAUCAGCUUUGACCCCAGCGCUAGAAGUGUCUUUUCUGUUGACCCCAAUUUCGGAAACAUCACCUUGGUUGAAGAGCUGGACAGAGAGAGGGAGGAUGAGAUCGAGGCCAUCAUCAGCAUUUCAGACGGCGUGAAUCUGGUGGCAGAAAAAGUCACGAUCCUGGUGACGGAUGCUAAUGAUGAGGCCCCCAGUUUCAUCCAGGAGCCCUACGUUGUCCAGGUUCCUGAGGACAUACCUGCUGGGAGCAGCAUCAUUAAGGUGCAUGCGUUGGACAAGGACACAGGCUCUGGAGGGGCUGUCACCUACUUCUUGCAGAAUGUGCACACCACCAAAUUCGCCCUGGACCGCCACAGUGGCGUGCUGCGCCUCCGGGCUGGGGCCACGCUGGACUACGAGAAGGCCCGGGUGCAUUUUGUCACCGUGGUUGCCAAGGAUGGCGGAGGGAAGCUGCGAGGGGCUGACGUGGUGUUCUCCACCACCACCACGGUCACGGUCAAUGUGGAGGACGUGCAGGACAUGGCCCCUGUCUUCGUGGGCACACCCUACUACGGCUAUGUGUAUGAGGACACCCUUCCGGGCUCGGACGUACUGAUGGUGGUUGCCGUGGACGGAGAUCGAGGCAAACCCAACCAGAUUCUCUACAGCCUCUUGAAUGGGAGUAACGGAGACUUCGAAAUUAAUGAGACGUCUGGAGUCAUCUCUGUCAUGCAGAGCCCUGCCCAGCUCAGGAGAGAGGUGUAUGAGCUGCACGUACAGGUGACUGAGGUCAGCUCUGCAGGGAUCCCAGCUGCCCAGGCCAUGGUCCCAGUCACCAUCAGGAUCGUGGACCUCAACAACCAUCCGCCUACAUUCUAUGGAGAGAGUGGACCCCAGAACAGAUUUGAGCUGUCCAUGUAUGAGCACCCACCUCAGGGAGAGAUCCUGCGGGGCCUUAAGAUCACCGUCAAUGACUCAGACCAGGGAGCCAAUGCCAAAUUCAACCUGCGGCUGGUGGGACCUGGGGGCAUCUUCCGAGUGGUCCCACUGACAGUCAUGAAUGAAGCCCAAGUCACCAUCAUUGUGGAGAACUCAGCUGCCAUUGACUUUGAAAAGUUCAAAGUGCUAACCUUUAAGCUACUGGCCAUUGAAGUGAACACUCCAGAGAAGUUCAGCUCCACAGCAGAUGUUGUGAUCCAGCUCCUGGACACCAACGACAAUGUCCCCAAGUUUACCUCCCACUACUACAUUGCCAGGAUCCCUGAGAAUGCGCCAGGGGGCUCCAACGUGGUGGCUGUCACAGCUGUAGAUCCAGACACAGGUCCGUGGGGCGAAGUCAAAUACUCCAUCUAUGGGUCCGGGGCAGACCCCUUCCUGAUCCACCCAUCCACCGGGAUCAUCUACACUCAGCCCUGGGCCAGCCUGGACGCUGAGGCCACGGCCAGGUACAACUUCUACGUGAAGGCAGAGGACAUGGAGGGCAAAUACAGCCUGGCUGAGGUGUUCGUCACUCUCCUGGAUGUCAAUGACCACUACCCUCAGUUUGGAAAGAGUAUCCAGGAGAAGACAAUGGUGCUGGGGACCCCAGUGAAAAUUGAG
This is a messenger RNA of Leptonychotes weddellii (Weddell seal), 1800 nucleotides long. Lineage: Eukaryota; Metazoa; Chordata; Mammalia; Carnivora; Phocidae. The record is from RefSeq and is a predicted model, not a curated record.